Daphnia magna is the source of this 1466-nucleotide messenger RNA. RefSeq names its product proteasomal ubiquitin receptor ADRM1. Gene Ontology annotation, biological process: ubiquitin-dependent protein catabolic process. Lineage: Eukaryota; Metazoa; Arthropoda; Branchiopoda; Diplostraca; Daphniidae. Gene Ontology annotation, cellular component: nucleus; cytoplasm; proteasome regulatory particle, lid subcomplex. The transcript has 7 exons. The record is from RefSeq and is a predicted model, not a curated record. Gene Ontology annotation, molecular function: proteasome binding; endopeptidase activator activity; ubiquitin binding. The coding region runs from base 149 to 1330 and encodes 393 amino acids.
CCAUGAUUUGCAGUUUCAUUUUUGAUGAAAUUGUGUCUGCGUCUCGUUUGGGAACACUUGUAUUUUAGUAUACUUCAGCUGUGUUAUACUAGUAAGGUUUAGUAGUCUUCGUUGGGUAAAACGAACGUAAAACAGUCGAGAAGAAAAAAUGAGUCUUUUCAGCAAUUCUUCUUCCCGUAGCCAGAGUAAAAAUCUGGUGGAAUUUCGGGCCGGCAAAAUGACGAUGAGGGGCAAUAUGGUGCAUCCUGACAAGAGGAAAGGCCUUGUUUAUAUUCAUCAGUCGAGUGACUCCUUGAUACACUUUUGUUGGAAAGAUCGUCAGUCUGGGAAUGUUGAAGAUGAUUGGAUUAUUUUCCCUGAUGAUUGUGAAUAUGUUCGAGUACCUCAAUGUACCACUGGAAGAGUCUUUCUUCUGAAGUUCAAAUCAUCCAAUAAAAAAACUUUCUUUUGGAUGCAGGAGCCCAAAACUGAUAAGGAUGAGACUUACUGCCGUAAAGUAAAUGAAUAUCUGAAUAAUCCACCCACUCCAGGAUCACAAGGUGGAAGAGGAGGAAGCAAUCUUGGUAGUGAAAGGGAUUUGCAAAGCUUGCUGAGCUCCAUGUCGCAGCAGCAACUUAUGCAGUUGUUUGGAAAUGUUGGUGGGAUGUCAGGCCUUUCUUCUCUUCUAGUCCCAUCGGACAGCGCUGUGCGUAGUAGUUCUAGCUCCCGAAGCCGUUCAAGUGGUGCCACUUCUGGCUCGGCUUCUCAAGCUCGCUCGGCUGCAGCAAUCCCACCAGCCACUGCAACUGCUGCAGCCACUACACCCAGUUCUGCAAACGCUGGCAGUAACUUGCCAGCAACUCCACUGUCUACGGGAGUGCCUUCUUUAGGCAAUUUGACGAAUCUCCAGCAAAUCCUUUCGGGAAUUCAAGUACCUGAUUCGGCCUUAGGACUCUCAGGUACCGCCGCUGCUCAGGGCCAGCCGGAAAAACCGUCAGUAGAUCUGUCAGAAGGGUUGAGUACAGAUGUUCUGCAUCCGAUUCUGAAUAACGCUGAUUUUAUGCGGCAAUUACGUGAUUUCUUGCCACCGUCGGACCAGGCUAGUGAAGGUGAUACAGCUUCCAUGGUUCGAGACACAGUUCAGUCACCCCAGUUUGCCCAGGCGUUGAGCGUGUUUAGCGCAGCUCUUCAGUCCGGCCAGUUAGGUCCACUUAUUCAACAGUUCGGCCUCGGCUCUGAGGCUGUUGAAGCGGCUCAAAAAGGGGAUAUGGAAGCUUUUAUUGCAGCUCUCCAAAGCCAAGAUAAGGAUAAGAAGAAAGAAGAUGGCGACGAUGGAAUGGCUCUUGAUUAGUUGUAGCCAUUUAUCAAUUUUGUCUUAAAUCACGUCUUUGUUAUCCCUUCCUCGUCUCUUCCCCCAUUUCCAAUUUAGCGUUUGGCUUAGCCCUUUUGCCAGUUUUUGUUUCUGGAAAUAAAUUUCAUGAGGGGGA